CUGUCUGGAGUGAUAAUCUAAUUUCUUCAAUGGAAGGGCUUAGCGUUUAAAUCUGAUCUGAAAUCUGAGUCAACGAAAGAUUCUGUGUUUAUCAAUAUCCUGCGAAAUAACAAAAUAUAAAGAAGCAUGCCGUCAAAGUCUAAGCACAGCAAGCCGAAACAAGCCACAGCCGGAAGCGGUAGAAGCCGUGUUCCACAGUACAAACCCAAGACUGGAAUCCCAUGGACAGCUCUUCUAAGUAGCAUAGCAAUUCUUUUUCUAGGACUUUUUGGAGUGGGAUUGGUGCUUUUGUUAAAAAGUGAACCAACAUUAGUAGAGAUGAGAUGUGAGGAGUUGCUUGAAGCAUUAGAGAAAGGAGAAUCCAAUUCUGCUGAUCCCUCAAUAAUAAAUCAAUGCCAUGAUCUUUCUAAAGAUUGUGAUUUUGAUACCGAUGACUGCCAAUCACCCUGUCCGUUCGGAUUCGACAGGGAUGCGGUUACGGGAUGUUACACUUGUGGAUGUGCUUACGAAGGUCAUCACGAAUUUGACGUGAAAUACACGGAAGAAGACUUGCCUCAGAUGAUGAGGAAUUAUGGAUACACCAGAACUUUCGAGGAUGAGGAAGAUUUUGCUCUAUUUUCGGCGUCGACAUUGGACUGGAUCAAGUUGUGGAACACAAAUGAGGUCGGGGGGAGGUUCAAAAUUCCAUUUUUGAUUGACGCCAAAUUGCCUUCCGGUUACGACACGAAUAUCAUGGUUGCUCUGAAAUACUUUGCCGAAGUAUCUUGCUUUGACUUCUAUCCAAGAAAGGAAGAAAAAGAAUACAUGCAUUUCACCAAAGAAGAUGGAUGCUGGUCAAAAAUAGGAAGGCAAAUCGGAUGGGGUCAAAUUAUUUCAAUAGGCAUGGGUUGUCAAAAGGUAGCAACUGUUCAACACGAAAUAUUACAUGCUUUUGGAUUCUAUCAUGAACAUAGUAGGCCAGAUAGAAAUGCGUAUUUGGAUUAUCAUCCCGAAAAUGUGAUGGAAGGUAAGGAGCAAAAUUUUAAACUUUUGAACGAAGAUCGCAUAAACGAUCUUGGUUCCGAUUAUGACGUCAAGUCGUUAAUGCAUUACGAUGGGAUGAUAGCAAGCAAUGGACUUGGACCCACAAUGACGUACCCUGGAACUACGGAUUAUGUUCGACGAAAUGAAAUAGCUCCUUCUGACGAAGAUAUUAGAGAACUCAAUAUCUUGUAUGAAUGCAAGCCGGAAUCAAUUGGACAAGUUCAAGAAGGAUCUUGGACAGAAUGGGGUCCCUGGUCAAAAUGCAGUCAAAGUUGUUUUCUUGAUGAACUUGUUCCUUUUCGACGAAAAUAUAGACGGUGUGUGGACAGUAAUGAUGGUGACGUCAUGGGUUGUGAUGGUGUUCCUUCUGUUAAGGAGAAAUGCAAGAUUCCAUAUUGUCCGAAAGCGAGUAGCGAGUGGGAGCAAUGGGGACCUUGGGAAGAAUGUUCCGCGACGUGCGAUGGCGGUUACAGAGGCAGGUCUAGAACAUGUCCUGGUGAAGAUUGCAGCCAUGAGUUUGGAAGCUAUUUUGGAGAAGCCAAAUGUGCAACGCACAAAUGUGGGGAAGAACCAGAUUUGAAGUUACGAGAUUGGUCUCGUUGGUUGAAAUGCGUCGGGUCAUGUGGUGAAGGCAAACAAAAGAGGACGAGGACAUGUAAAUAUGGUGAUGAAUUUGUUAGAGAUUGCGAGAUAGACGAAGGAGAAUAUGAAGAAGAUGGUAUUAUUGUUAUGUAUCGCAAAUGCGAAAUUAAAUGUACAAAACCUCAAGCAUGGUCAACCACACCGGGUACGACCCCUGUAUCAACCACACCCGCUACGACCACGACAACUACUACUACCACUACUACAACAACUACUACUACUACAACAACUACCACUACAACUCCUGUCCCUACCACCACUGAAGAAACCACAACGACGACGACAGAGGCACCAACAACAACGGCAAUGCCAGAAUGGGGGGACUGGCAGUUGUGGUCUUCUUGUACAGUUUCUUGUGGCGAAGGAACAAGAACAAGGAAACGAGAAUGCGAUGGAUCUAGUUGCCCUGGAAAUGGAACGGACACAGAGACGUGUAACACCGAUGCUUGCUCACCUCCAGAAACUACAACAGAGGCACCUACUACAACGCCGCAAUCAGAAUGGGGAGACUGGGAGUUGUGGUCGUCGUGUUCAGUUUCUUGUGGCGAGGGAACAAGACAAAGAGAAAGAGAAUGUGGUGGAACUGGUUGUAUUGGAAAUAGUACAGAUGCAGACGCGUGUAACACAGAUUCUUGCGAGCCUCCUGAGCCACCAUCAGGAUUAUUUACAAAGGACGACGGACGAAAUUCAUUAUUAUGUACAUAUGGGUAUCUAACAACUGGUGAUUUUAACAACGAUGGACGUGGCGACUUAAUUUGCAUUUUAGAAGAUGGUAUAAUACAAAUAUAUUACGCAGAACCAUCUGGAACAUAUGGUGAUAUUGGUUGGGAAGGCAAAACAAAUUUUUGUCAGUUUUCUCCGAAAGAUGAUGAUAAAGGAACAAACGUACAUCCAGCAGAUUUAAAUGGAGACGGCUACACCGAUUUACUAUGCUAUAAUAUGGCAACUGGAAAAAUCGAAGCUUUUCUCAAUGUGGCAGGUGGCUUUAAGCAAAAACCCAACUGGUCUGGCACUCGGAGCAGCUGCGAUGUUAAAGCAGGGGCAGUUUUGCAAUUGAGUGACAUUAACGGUGAUGGAAAAUCAGAUUUAGUUUGUGGAGAUGUAUCAAACCCUGUCAAAGAUAUAUUUUUAAACGAAUCUUAAGAUUAAUACGCAAUCUCAAAACUCGAACCUUC
Styela clava is the source of this 2840-nucleotide messenger RNA. RefSeq lists its product as uncharacterized. Lineage: Eukaryota; Metazoa; Chordata; Ascidiacea; Stolidobranchia; Styelidae. Gene Ontology annotation, molecular function: metalloendopeptidase activity; zinc ion binding. The record is from RefSeq and is a predicted model, not a curated record. Gene Ontology annotation, biological process: proteolysis.